UUUUUGUGAAUGACAAACUCAUUAACAAUUCAUCAACACAACCUGUUCCAGCCGGCCCGUCCCCACGGCAACAGCCCCUUCCGCGGCCGCUCAUUGGCUGGCGGAGAGAAUGUAUCCAUUGAGACGUUCCAUGUUUGUAUCCAUUGAGGAGCUGCCUCGCGCAGGGGGUGUGCGAGCCCUAGUCAAAGGGACAUUGCUCAGAUAAAGAACUGAAUCAUAUUAUGAGAAGACUGUCGGGUUGACUGUGGUAUGUACCCAGGAGAGAUUAAGAGCAAAUGGACUUUUUUGCGGUAGCACCGGAGCCGGAUCCCAGGGCCCCAAACUAAUUGGAUUUCAUUCACUCGGGGAGAAAAGAAAGAGGUCUGGACUGGGGCGAUUACGACGCUUCAUUCAGAGAUCCAUUGACAGGGAGACCCGAGACUGAACCGCCGUCCGAGGUGUUGCAAGCCUAUGCUUCAGAAAACGCAAGGGUUUACUUUCCCUUUCCUCUCAAAUCUCUCAACUCUGGAGAUAGAGGUUGCAAGUCUGUUUCAUUAUCCAAAUUCCAUUCUUCGGUGCUAUUAGGAGUUUCUGCUUUUGGGGUAAGCCCCGGGUAGGGGAGUCGCCUUCUAGCAUAUGCCUGCAGCGGGAAGCAUCUGUUAGGCACCGCUCCCUGGCCCUCCGCUUAUCCUCAUGAUAGAUACGUUCAGACCCGUGCCUUUCGUGUCGGAAAUGGCGAUUAGUAAGACGGUGGCGUGGCUGAACGAGCAGCUGGAGCUGGGCAGCGACCGGCUGCUGCUGCUGGACUGCCGGCCGCAGGAGUUGUACGAGUCGUCCCACAUCGAGUCGGCCAUCAACGUGGCCAUUCCGGGCAUCAUGCUGCGGCGGCUACAGAAGGGCAACCUGCCGGUGCGUUCGCUCUUCUCCCGCGGAGAAGACCGCGACCGCUUCACGCGGCGCUGUGGGACGGACACGGUGGUCCUGUACGACGAGAACAGCAGCGAAUGGAACGAGAACAAGGGGGGAGAGUCGGUGCUGGGACUUCUGCUCACGAGGCUCAAGGACGAAGGCUGCAGGGCAUUUUACCUGGAAGGUGGGUUCAGUAAGUUCCAAGCUGAGUUCGCUCUGCAUUGUGAGACCAAUUUAGACGGCUCUGGUAGCAGCAGCAGCUCGCCUCCCCUGCCAGUCCUAGGACUGGGAGGUCUCCGGAUCAGUUCCGAUUCCUCAUCGGAUAUUGAAUCUGACAUUGACCGAGACCCUAACAGUGCCACUGACUCGGAUGGCAGCCCUUUGUCCAACAGUCAACCUUCCUUCCCCGUGGAAAUUCUUCCCUUUCUCUACCUGGGGUGUGCAAAGGAUUCCACCAACCUGGACGUUUUAGAAGAAUUUGGCAUCAAAUACAUCUUGAAUGUAACUCCUAACCUGCCUAAUCUCUUCGAGAAUGCCGGAGAGUUUAAGUAUAAACAGAUUCCAAUCUCAGAUCACUGGAGCCAAAACUUGUCUCAGUUUUUCCCGGAGGCCAUUUCUUUUAUAGAUGAAGCCCGAGGAAAAAAUUGUGGCGUCUUGGUGCAUUGUUUAGCCGGAAUCAGCCGCUCAGUCACAGUGACUGUGGCUUACCUCAUGCAGAAGCUUAACCUGUCCAUGAAUGACGCCUAUGACAUCGUCAAGAUGAAGAAGUCCAAUAUUUCCCCAAACUUCAACUUCAUGGGCCAGCUGCUGGACUUUGAGAGGACUCUGGGGCUGAGCAGCCCCUGUGACAAUCGGGUACCGGCCCAACAGCUUUAUUUCACCACUCCAUCCAACCAGAAUGUGUUUCAAGUGGAUUCUCUGCAGUCCACGUGAAACCUGGCCCUGUUCUCUUCCUUUGCUGGGGAGAGGUCCUAGUCAUCUAGGGCAGGUUUUUCUUUGUGGCCCACAGUGUCAAAAUGAUCACAAGCUGUCGGGGUUGUUAGACAAGGUUACCAUGUUUGGAAUUGGUUAUUGCAAAAAGGGAGAAAAGUGUUGUAUUCUCUGUGGAGGAACAUGAGAUGCUGUGUACAUAGCUCCUGGCAGGGUUCUGGGCCCCUGUGUGUACAAGCCUACCUAUGCGGAGGCAGGAGACUUGAGGACUUCCAAGUGCAUAGGGUAGGACUAAAGGGUAGGAACCCAUAUUCCUUAAGGAUUGGCUGGAUGUUUUCCUUUUUUGCAUUUGGAAUUAUACUACAUAUUUGUCUUCAGUGAAGACUGGUUCAUUUUUGAAUUAGAGGAGCCAAAGAGAGGUGUCAGCUCUGAAUCUGGAGUUACCUACCUGUUUGCAAAGAACUCUGAUGUUUGAUUGUUGUAAAUAUUUCACUUUUAAAUCAAGUUGACGAUGACAGUUGUUCUUGUGAGUUUUUUUUCUCCCCUUUGAUUAGCCUAAAAGAAAUCAUCCAAAGGGAGAGAAGAAUCAGAGUGUCACUCCAUUACAAAAUCAUUUAUCUUUUUUUUUUAAUUUCUAAUCCAAAGGGUACAUUUUGCAGCAUGCUUACAAAACAAACAAUUGUUGUUUCAGCUCUGGCAGACUCCUGGGUUGAAAUUCAAAGACAGAAUGUUGCCCCUCACAUUAUGUGACUGGUGCAAUCCUUUAUCAUCUGACAUAUAUCUUUUCCUUGUGAUUUCCCCCCAGUUGAUGUAGUUUGACUAUGCCUUACCUUUUGUAAAUAUAUUGGCCUGUGUUCUCAUGGAGGGGUUUUUCUUUUAAAGACACACAAGGAAAAUCUGUGUUCACUUUUUAUUUUAUUUUAUUUUUUACUUUCAGCUGUGUUCAACAGUGCAUACCUCUGUACAAAAUUCUUCAGGGAGAGUCACCUCAAAAUGCAAUAUUUUGGUUUGUUUUCUUUUUUUUUGUAAAAAAUAAAAAAUACAAAAACUGGAAGUGUGUGUGAGCGUGGGUACCCCUGUGUUUGAGAGGUGAGUGGCACAGUUUGCCAAGAAGGGAGAGUUAACUUUGCUCGAUUAUGUUUGUGUUGUAAAAUUUUAAGCUGGAAUUUUAUGAGAAUGUUAUCUUAAGUUAUUAAUAAAUAACUAUUUUGGUUAUUGAGAA
Molecule: messenger RNA, 3040 nt
Organism: Phascolarctos cinereus (koala)
Lineage: Eukaryota; Metazoa; Chordata; Mammalia; Diprotodontia; Phascolarctidae
Gene: DUSP6
Product: dual specificity phosphatase 6
Biological process (GO): negative regulation of ERK1 and ERK2 cascade; positive regulation of apoptotic process; peptidyl-tyrosine dephosphorylation
Cellular component (GO): cytosol; cytoplasm
Molecular function (GO): MAP kinase tyrosine/serine/threonine phosphatase activity; MAP kinase tyrosine phosphatase activity; protein tyrosine/threonine phosphatase activity
Source: RefSeq, a predicted model, not a curated record